AUGACGAUCCCUCAAUGGAAAACACUAGCGGAGACUAAGCGUCAGUCCAUCCUGGACGCCAUCCCCGCGAAAUGGAGGUUCCAGGACCCCGUUCCUGAACCCGCGGAACUCCGCGACGUGACGGGUUCUUAUAUCCAGCAGUUCCUGACUCCUCGCGAGGUCGAGAUCACUGAGACUGACGCCGUUGGAAUCGCGGAGAAGACUACGUCGGGGCAGUGGUCUGCGGUGGAGGUGACUGAGGCGUUUUGCCAUCGGGCUGCGCUUGCCCAUCAGCUUGUGCAUUGUCUGCAUGAGGUAUUCUUUGAAGCGGCCAUCGAAGACGCAAGGCGUUUAGAUGCCUACUACGCGGAAAACAAAAAGCCGGUUGGGCCUCUGCAUGGUCUGCCCGUAAGCCUGAAAGACCAGUUUCAUGUCAAAGGCGUCGAGACGACGAUGGGAUACGUGGGCUGGAUUGGCACGUUCCAGGGCAAGAAAGGCGACGCGCGGAAGGGCGUGUUUGAAAGUGAACUGGUCAGGGAGCUGAGAAGUCUAGGGGCUGUGCUGUUCUGUAAGACGAGCGUGCCUGUCACGUUGAUGGCGGGCGAAACGGUCAACAACAUUAUCGGGUACGCCACCAACCCCCAGAAUCGCCUUCUCUCCUGCGGGGGUAGCUCUGGCGGGGAGGGGGCGCUCAUCGCCUUAAAGGGGUCCCCGGGUGGAUUUGGGACUGAUAUUGGCGGGAGUAUCCGCAUUCCGGCGUCUUUUAAUGGCUUGUUUGGUGUGCGUCCGUCGUCUGGCAGGAUGCCUUAUGAAGGAGCUGCCAACUCCAUGGACGGCCAGAAUAGCAUUCUAUCAGUGAUCGGGCCCCUGGCGGCCACGGCGCGUUCCCUGACGUUUCUUUUUAAAGCCGUGCUCAGUCAACAGCCCUGGUAUCAUGAUCCGCUUGUCUUGGAGGUGCCGUGGCGGGAUGACAUUGAACGGGAGACCCGUGCCCUGAUCCACGCCUCCGCUGCUGGUGAAUCCAAGCUUUCUUUCGCCAUUCUACAUCACGACGGCAUCGUGCAUCCUCAGCCACCGGUGGCGAGGGCAUUGGGUCAGGUGGAACAGAGACUGAAACAGCUGGGACACAAGGUCAUCGCAUGGAACCCCCCUAGUCUCGGAGUUGGAUAUGGAUUGACUGGACGAAUCUUCGACCAGGACGGUGGCGCAGACAUUCAGCAUCACUUUCAACUUUCUGGGGAAAUCAACCCUCCUCAGACCAUUGUGGAUGCCGAUGCAGCGCAUUUGAAAGCGCAGGAGCUCGCGGCAUUGAAUGUAGAGAAACGGGAGUACCAGAAGCUCUAUAUGGAUUACUGGAAUAGUACCGCCGAACUGACUGGUACCGGACGACCGGUCGAUGGGGUGAUCAGUCCGUGUGCGCCACACGCUGCGGUGCUACCCUUGAAAUACCGCCACGUUGGAUAUACCUCACUUGUCAACCUUCUGGAUUACACAAGCGUGGUAUUCCCGGUGACUCAUGCCGACAAGACGGUCGACGUGCCCCAUUCGGAUCUGCAGGUCCUGAGCGAGGUGGAUCAGACGAUCCAGGACGAGUAUGAUGCUGAAGCAUACCACCAUGCGCCCGUCGGACUGCAGCUCGUUGGGCGACGCCUUCAAGAAGAAAAGAUGCUGACGUUGGCGGAGUACAUUGGGGAGGCUGGCUCCACGGGUGCCGAUGAGAAUGCUCCGGGCGGAAAGGGUUCAUCCCUCAAAGAUCGGAAAUGUCAGUACUGCAAUCAGGCCUUUACCUCGUCGUCUCUAGGUCGUCACUUGGAUCAAUUUCUCUUCAAGAAGAAACCAGACGGCGUUCACGAUGUUGAGGAGAUUCGGCGCAUUCGGAGCGGCAUCACGCGGCGACAGGCGCGCACCUCCACGGGCAAACGGGACACCCCGGAACGAACGACGGGGAAGGGCCAGUUGGAUUCGUAUCCAUCAGGGGAGUCUGGGAAGUCGCGGGAUGGGGUUCGGAUGAUGUUCAAUACGCCCACAUGGCAUGCGACCGGUGUGAUCAACGACAUUCCCAAUCCCCAACAGACCCCCGAUGCUGCCAGCUCCUCACGAUUUGCCGCUUCGCAGUCUCGGACCGGUUCGAUGAACCUUCCGGAUUAUGCAAGCCGCGGCGCGAGUUCGAACAACCCCGAUACAAUGAGAGCGCUGGAGCUGGCGUUGCGGGAGGUUUUGGACAAUGUCAAGGCUGCAACAUCUAGAUUAAGACCUCGACUUUCCCCAUUUGAUUUCGACAUCCAAUCGCAGACCUUCCCGUCGCUCUGCCUACAGCUGCUGCCCCCGCCUCCGAGUCUUUUUGCGACCCAUCCGUUCCCGUCCCCUACCUCGUUCCCCCUUCAACCUCCCGGUGUGGAACACGUCGAGAUCGUGCGGCAGGCUAUCCGUGCGAAAAUUGAACAAUGGCAGUCGGACCAGCUGUCCGCUGAGUCCGCAAGUCGCACCCAGGCGGGACGGGUGAAUCUUGGCAUGGACUCCAGCAUGAUCGGCCGGAAUGCGCAGCAGCACGAGGAAAUGAGUCUGCGACACCUGGAGCUGGCAUUUAAAAACUGGACAGAUCUUCACCAGGACGCGAGACGGGAAGUGUGGCAGCUCGAGAUCACUCGAGCCUUCGCUCGCGAAAUGGAGAAACGGAAACUGUUGGAUGACCAGCUGGCGCGGGUGCAACAGGAGACGAACCAGCUUCGCGCCCAGGUGGAGCGACUGGGGUCGUGCCAGUGGCCGCGGGAGUUCGCUCUCUUCCCUCCGGAUACGCUGCCGUUGCCGCGCGAUGUCGCCCGAGAUCUGGAUACCAAGGAAAGCCAGAUCAGUCCCAACUCGCCUCGCUGGGACUACGACAGCGUGGUGUCCAAGUGGAAGCGCGUCGUGAUGCAUGAUCGCGGCAUGGGCCGGAUCGGGGUCGGCCACGCGACGACGGCAGACGACCUUACCCCCACGGAGAACAAGUCGCGCAGCGGUGGAGAUCCGACCUUUCCCCGACCGAAACAGCUGCAGCCGCCGCCGGCUUUGAGCCCGGGUACGUCGCCCGCCCACCCCAGCGCACCCUCUGCCUCUCCGAGCCAACAGACGUCGCCCUAUAUCCCGCAAGAUCCCAGCCGGAGUCCCAACGCCGGACAUCAGGCCAAACGUCCACGUCUCAUGAACGGCCACCAUUCCGCAAACCCCUCGCAGCCCGCAGAGAGCGCCAGCCAUCCGCCUCCGGCUCAACGGCCUUCCAGCUCCUCCCACCAGUGGAACACUCCCCAGUCGUCUCUCAUGGUCUCCAGUCUCGCCAGUCCCGCCGCUCCAACUCCUCCGCCGUCCAAUUCCGGCGGGACUUGA
This is a messenger RNA of Aspergillus candidus, 3342 nucleotides long. RefSeq names its product amidase signature domain-containing protein. NCBI's taxonomy places the organism in Eukaryota, Fungi, Ascomycota, Eurotiomycetes, Eurotiales, Aspergillaceae. The record is from RefSeq and is a predicted model, not a curated record. The transcript has 7 exons. Bases 1 to 3342 code for a protein of 1113 amino acids.